CGUUCUCUGUUCGGGUCGAUAUCGAGCUUAGGCAGCAUGAGCGUGAGCGCAGUGUUCCUGGUGGGCGUGGCAGCUGCAGUGGCACAGGCUGUCCCCGUAGAUCACGAAGGAAUGCUUUCUUCCCCAGAAAGGAAUCUUUCUAGGUCCGCCAUCCUCGAUAUGAUAUUUUCGAUCAGCAAUGGCUCCCAAGAUCUGAACCCCCUGAUGAUUCUCCAAAAUCUCGUUAGUGGAACCCAGCCCGUGAAUCCCUUGGAAAUUAUCCCAACUCUGAUCAGCAAUGGAUCCCAGCCGGUGAACCCCUUGGAAAUUAUCCCAACUCUGAUCGGUGGUGGAUCCCAGCCAAUAGGUCCUCUGGAGGUUUUAACAGGUGUUGUGGAAAUCAUGAGUCUACUGCGUAAUGGAUCCAUGCCCUCUCCGCGCGGUGCCCCCGUCAAUACCUCAACCCCAGGGAAUUCCACUGCAGACUAACAGGCGUUCUAUGGCAAACUACAGAACGGCUGAAA
This is a messenger RNA of Penaeus monodon (black tiger shrimp), 503 nucleotides long. RefSeq lists its product as uncharacterized. The record is from RefSeq and is a predicted model, not a curated record. NCBI's taxonomy places the organism in Eukaryota, Metazoa, Arthropoda, Malacostraca, Decapoda, Penaeidae. The coding region runs from base 37 to 468 and encodes 143 amino acids. The transcript is spliced from 3 exons.